Phyllostomus hastatus (greater spear-nosed bat) is the source of this 5048-nucleotide messenger RNA. RefSeq names its product X-C motif chemokine receptor 1 (gene XCR1). The record is from RefSeq and is a predicted model, not a curated record. Gene Ontology annotation, biological process: immune response; G protein-coupled receptor signaling pathway; chemotaxis. NCBI's taxonomy places the organism in Eukaryota, Metazoa, Chordata, Mammalia, Chiroptera, Phyllostomidae. Bases 62 to 1078 code for a protein of 338 amino acids. Gene Ontology annotation, cellular component: membrane. Gene Ontology annotation, molecular function: chemokine receptor activity. The transcript has 2 exons.
AACGACUUCUGCCUCAAGACGUGUGUAAAGAGGUGUCGAUAUAGAUGCUCCCGGUGUCUAGAUGGAGCCCUCAGGCAUCCCAGAGUCCACCACUCUUGGGGAUUAUGAACUUGACGGCCUCAUGUGCGAGCUGCAGACCUCCACCUUCGCGGCCUUUAACACCACCAUCCUGUACUCGCUGGUGUUCCUCCUCAGCCUGGUGGGCAACAGCCUGGUGCUGUGGGUCCUGGUGAAGUACGAGAGCCUGGAGUCCCUCACCAACGUUUUCAUCCUCAACCUGUGCCUCUCAGACCUGGUGUUCGCCUGCUUGCUGCCUCUGUGGACCUUGGGGUACCACUUGGGCUGGGUGCUGGGAGACUUCUUCUGCAAGCUCUCCAACUUGAUGUUCUCCACCAGCCUCUUCAGCAGCAUCUUCUUCCUGACGAUCAUGACCAUGCUGCGCUACCAGUCCGUGGUGAGCCCCCUCUCGUCCCUGCGGGUCCACACCCUCUGGUGCCGUGUGUCAGUGACCACAGCUGUGUGGGCAGCCAGCAUCCUGUCCUCCAUCCCCGACACCAUGUUCCACAAGGUGUUUGAUGAUCUAGAAACGUCAUCAAUAUGUGAUUAUUCUGAAACCAAGUGGUUCCUCGCCUCGGCCUACCAGCACAUCGUCUUCUUCCUGUUCUCCAUGGGGGUCAUCCUGUUCUGCUACGUGGAGAUUCUCAGGACCUUGUGCCGCUCCCGGUCCAAACGGCACCACCGGACCGUCAGGCUCAUCCUCACCAUCGUGCUGGCACACUUCGUCAGCUGGGCUCCCUACAACCUGGUCCUGUUCCUGCAGACGCUGCAGAAACUGGAGAUCAUUCAGAGCUGCAGGGCCAUCGAGCAGCUGCAUUACGCCUUGCUCAUCUGCCGCAACUUGGCCUUCUCCCAUUGCUGCUUCAACCCAGUGCUCUACGUCUUCGUGGGCGUCAAGUUCCGCAGACACCUCAAAAGUCUGCUCCAGACCUUCUGGCUCUGCCGGUCACAGGCGCCCAGCUCUUCCUCGCCACCUCACUCCCCACGUGCCUUCCACUCGGAGGGUGCCUCCUUCUAUUAGAAGAGGGCGGUGCUGCAGGUUGAGGUGCACGGAGGAGCUGGGGUGGGAGCAAAGAGGAGUGGUGCAUCGCAGAAGGCGCAACAUUGGCGGUGCUGCCGGCUGCAGGGGUGGGGGCGACAUACCUCACGCUGGGCCAGUCCUCUAUGCCCCCUCUUCUGCAGAAAGGUGGCUCACUGCCCAGAAAUUGUAUAUUGCCCUCGAGAAAAACAUUUCUUAGAUUCCGAGUUUAUUACUCAUUCUUUCAUUAACGCAUUCAUGGAGGCCUGUAUUUCUUAUCAUUGCUGAGUUCAGAAGGUUCUGAAUGAAUGGAAACCAUGAAAGGCUUCCCUGAAAGGAGCAUUCUUCAAGACUGGAUGAGGGGCCGAAACUCACUAGGAGCGAUAAUUGCACAAGAGAAGGCUGCCGGCGAGACGGUCUCUGCCAUUCCUGACUGUCGGGUUGUCCCAGCUGGUUUUGGGGAGCAUGGGUUCUGUCUUCCUCAGUGGCGACUGGAUGAGACUGUCCGCAGGACAAAAAGUAACCCUAGUCUCAUGUAAGCAUAGUCGGAAGGAAGUCUGGAGUCUAGAAGCUCGCGGCUGGACUGGAGACGUGUUCUGUGUCGUGACUCCAGUUUCCAGCACAUGAACUGGCUUUGCCCAUUUAGUCCAUCGGUCUCUUAUGGAAACAAAUGGAUGCAACAAAGGCUGUCUUCUGCAUGGAGUGUGCAUUGGGAGGAGAUAAAGAUAGACAAGGUAGAGCUGCUCCCCACCAGGUGCCAACAGUCCAGCUCCGAAGGCGCAGAUAAGUAAGCACCCACCUCGGUGAAGGCGCCUAAGGUGCAGGUGCCUCUGGCAUCUCAUUCUCUCCAGCUGGAUGUUGAACAGACGCUUCAGAUUCGUCACUUCCCACCUGCAAUGUUCUCCUCCCACUUGAUGGCACCAGCCUCCCCUCCGGUCGCUCGGCCUCCAAACCUGAGUCAUCUUUGAGCCCUGCUGUCCUUUCCCAUCACUCCCAUGGCCAGGUUCCAUUGACUCCACCUUCCCAAGGUCUCUCAGAGUUGUUCUCGCCAUUGCACGCCCACGGAUCCAUCCCCAAAUGGCCUCACUUCCUCGGUGCCCUCCUGCAGCUCACCUCUUUCCCCACCAGUGUCCUCUGCGUUGAAAUCAGGGUGCUCAAAACCCCCAGUGGCUCCUUAUCACACAGGAAGAAAGACCAAACACCUCAGCAAGUGCUCCAAGGCCCCUGCAAUCCAGUGCCAGCUGACUUUUCCAUUCUCACUCCACCCUAAAGCCCCACCCCCACUAGCUUGGGAUCCAACCACAAAAGACCAUGGGGCCUCUUCCAGACAUCCUUCUCCCAGUUUCCUCUGGGCCUCUGGCAUGCUGCCACCUGGGUCUGGACACUUGUGCUUCUGCUCCCUAAUGUACAAGCCCCAGCUGAAAGGCCAGCUCCUUCAGAAGGCCCUCCCCAAUCUUCAGAUCAGGAGAGCACUCUCUGGGCUGUCGUGGCACUCUGCUGGUCCCCUCAAAAAUAUCAUUUGUCCUUUCUACCACAUGUCAUAGUUACACACGCGCAUGGCUUAUCUCCCUGCCCCAGGAGACCGCAAAUCGCCUGAGGGCAGGAACUUGGUCCUACGCCCUGCCAAGCAGGGACCCUGGUGCUCUGUCGCAGUGUACUAAGUGGGAGCAAAGAAUGACAGCUGUCACUCUUCUUCUAAUUUGUGCUUUUUUGAGGAGCUGUGCCCAGGGGCACUUUCUACCUUCCUUGCCCCAGGCCUCUUCUUUAUAGAUAUUAACCUUCCUUUCCUGGUCUAUGCGCAGAGUACAUUGCUUAAUCUUUUCCAAGGUCAAGGGGCAAUGACUACACUUGAUCUUGCUUUUUAGUUCAUGGUACACAUGCCUGUCUCUUACACGGUUCCACCGCUUCACAUCCAAGGACAGAGGGGAAAGCCACCCUCUAAACUUUCCCAUACACACAGACCUGGUCCCAAUCUGUCGACCUGAUUCAGCUCCGCAGCGAAGCCUUUGGCAAAGCUCCCCGGGUGAUCCAGACAUGCACCCUAGUCGGAAACAUUUGGCUGCAACUCCUUGAAAAUGGGACUUCCAGGAUCUGCCACAGAUCCUUGGGCAGGACCUUGCACAGAGUCACUGCGGCACUCAAUAUAUGCCUGUUGAAUAAGGUAGCAGCGAAGACCGCCCUGGGCUGGAGCCUAGAGAGCUUACAUGGCAUUUUCCCCUCCAUUUCCAGCUAUGAUGUCGAUGAUCCAGUUGCCCCGUGGGUGGCCAGCCGUGGAGGAGUUUGACCUUGCCGGGGAAGAGUGAGGCUCUAAUUUUAAGAAUUAGGUCAGUAACACCUGCUGGAGAGGGCUGGGCAGUGAACCAGAGAAGGGACUGGCUAACCAGCAGGCGGGGCCGUCACUCGCCGUGGAUGGAAGAAACAGCAAGAGGAAGGAGACGGUGAGAUGGUUUCAGGGUCAGAGCUAAGCCUGUGGGCCUCUGUCGGGCGCAUCACCCGGCACCCCUACCUCUCAAACGGAUAGUAUUAAACUUUUGUUCAGUUUUUAUGUGCACGGCAGGCUGAGCUGAAGGAGCAGAAGGACAGAGGUUUCCUGCUCCUGUAUCCACUUGGCCAAACCAAAGUGGGUUUUGAGCCUGCUCCUCUUAGAAGGCAGGUUUGGGAGGUCUUGUAUCACCACGGGGCAUCCCCUUGGAGAGGCUUGAUCCACCGUCUCCUUGCCCCACCCCAUUCCUUCAGUCCCCAGAUGCGUAUCCAAGUAUUUCCUUCAACACAUACAGCCACCUCCCUAGGAGCACUUCGUGAAAUACGAUCAUGUUCAUCUCUUUACGUUUCUAGUGCUGUUUUGGCACUCCUGAUAGACCAGCUCUCAGAGGGAUCUUUAACCAAGAGUCCUCUCCUAAUCCAGCUCCUUGAGAAUCCAAGGGGAGAGGCCAGGAGACAGAGAGGUAUAAAUGGGAAGGUGGAGGGACAUCCUAUCAGAAAAGGAGCAUGGAUGAGGCCAGGGAUCACACUCUCUGUUCUCUGACCACCCCCUCCACUCACCACAACCUCCUGCUUCCCCCUCCCGCCACCCACUGAAACCACUGUGCGACCUCAGCUAGACUCUUACGGGACUGUCGCUCUCCCAACAGUUAAAAAAAGGAUGCCCCGGACGCUGGGCUGCAGACCUACCCUCCCGGAGCCUAAAAAAUCCCCAGUGGUACCCAAGGAAGACCCUCCCCACAGCAUUUCCAUCGCCACGUUCUCUCAGACAGAAGCAAGAGGAGAGGAACCCUGCCGAUUGUCAAACAGGGACAACCUCCAAGCCCAGGGCAGCCCCCAACCUCCAAUGACCCCAGCCAGCGUGGAACUCCCUCGAGAGCACAAUCUGUGUUGCAUGUCUAGAACCUUCCUUGGUGCCCUGGACUAUUUGUGGCUGGGGGAGUAAGUGAAUAGGAGACCAUCUUUUUGGUUUGCUUUGUUUUCUAUUUCCAUUUCCUCUUCUGAUCAUUUGCCUAUAGUAUGUCUGCCAGUCAACUCCUGGCCCCACCCAUGGGCUUCCCAUAAUCCUCCUCUUGAGCCCGCCAGCCCAGACAUCGGCCGGUGCAUUGAAGUCUUGAAGGCUUCCAUUUGGGAAAGCUGGCAGAGGGGCCCCCAUGGAUGGGAAGCCCAGCAGACAGAUUCCCAAAGUAAACGGGCUGAGCAGGCCCUUGGAAUGGGAGGCCUGGACCCAGACGCCAAAUCCAAGCUCUUUCACUCCCUCACUGUGACCUUGGGUCUCUCAGAGCCUCAGUAAACGGUUAUCUCUUAAACUGUAUAAAUGUCAGCAACACAAAGACAGACCGUAACCACACAAGAAAGGUGUGCUGGAGGUCAUGUGUGUAAAAAUACUUGCUUUGUAAAGCAUUUGGCCGCAGACUAACAUGCAUUCCUCUUGUGAUCAUCUUAUGAAAACAGAAAGCUUCCUUGUAUCAUAUACACAAAUAAACUGCUA